Messenger RNA from Phytophthora sojae, 942 nucleotides. RefSeq lists its product as hypothetical. The coding region runs from base 1 to 942 and encodes 313 amino acids. The transcript has 3 exons. The record is from RefSeq and is a predicted model, not a curated record. Gene Ontology annotation, biological process: nucleotide metabolic process. Gene Ontology annotation, molecular function: ATP binding; ATP:ADP adenylyltransferase activity. NCBI's taxonomy places the organism in Eukaryota, Oomycota, Peronosporomycetes, Peronosporales, Peronosporaceae.
AUGCUGCGCAAGAGCAUGCUGGACGUGACCCAGCGCGCGACGCAGUCGCAGGCGCUCAAGAAGAUCACGGCGGGCUACGAGCUGCUGCCGGCGUCGAAGCACGGCGUCCGCUACAUCCUGUGGGCCGCGGACGCCGCGCACGCCAAGCCGCGGCCGGCGAAGGAGCCCAAGGACGAGCAGCAGCAGCCCAAGGCCUUCCGCGACCCGUUCGCCAAGGAGCACCUGGAGCAGGAGCUAUUCGUCACGCAGCUGCACGGCACGCACAACCUCGUGCUCAACAAGUUCAACGUGGUGGACGAGCACAUCGUGCUGCCCACGAUCGAGUUCGCACCGCAGGAGCAGCCGCUGGACGCCGCCGACUUCCGCGCCAUGUGGACGGCCAUGCAGGGCCUCGAGGCCUUCGCCUUCUUCAACUGCGGCUUCGAGAGCGGCGCCAGCCAGCCGCACAAGCACAUGCAGCUCAUGACUUACCCCAGCAUGAAGGUGAUCACGGGCCUGGACAUGCCGCCGCUGCUGCACUUCAUCGACCAGAAGCUGCGCGACUACCCGACCACCGAGACCGUCCAGCUGCCGGAGCUCCCGUUCUGCCACUUCCUGCACCGCAUCGACAUCGCUGCCGAUGCUGACAGUGAGAAGGCUGCGGCGCAUGUCGUCGCCAUCUACGACAAGGUGCUCGAGCAGAUGAACACGACGGAGUAUCCGAGCCGCACUGCGCCAGCGACACCCGCAUUGCCCGUGGCCUACAACCUGCUGCUCACGUCGUCGUUCCUCUUCCUGAUCCCGAGGAAGGCGCAGAGCUUCAACGGCAUCGAGGUCAACUCAAUCGGCUUCAUCGGCUCCUUCUUCGUGCGCACCGAGGAGCAGCGCGUCUUCUUCGAGUCGCACGGCGGACCCAUGGAGCUGCUGCGCCAAGUCACGUUCCCGCCGACUCCUGCCAAGUAA